Symbiodinium natans is the source of this 444-nucleotide messenger RNA. The record is from the annotation of a GenBank genome assembly. NCBI's taxonomy places the organism in Eukaryota, Dinophyceae, Suessiales, Symbiodiniaceae.
AUGCAGUCUGGCGACGUCCGGACGGCGUCGCAGACCCUCCGACUGCUCCUAAAGCUGGGUGCCAGCGGAGCCGUGGCGACGGCCGGGUUGCUGUUCCUGGUGGCCUCCAAGGGCGGCUUGCGACUCUUCUCUGCAGAUCCGGCAGUCCUGUCAGCAGUGCCCCUGGUGUCGUUGUCCUGUUGCAUCCUGCUGACACCUUUCGCCUUCUGCAUGGAGGGCGCUCACAUUGCCGCGCAGCGCCAGCAGUGGCUGUCUCGGCGCCUGUGUCUGCUUACCAGCUUCGUGGGCUUGACUUAUCGCUUCGCCAUGCCGGCAGAUGCCGGCCUGGCGCAGGUUUGGGCGGUCUUCGCUGCGUAUCUGCUCGCCCGCGGCAUUUGGUAUGCCUGGGGCCUGUGGGGCCCUCGCGGAGUUCUGACGAAGCCACAGCCUGCUGUUGAGUCGUAA